Lotus japonicus is the source of this 5228-nucleotide messenger RNA. RefSeq lists its product as uncharacterized. Lineage: Eukaryota; Viridiplantae; Streptophyta; Magnoliopsida; Fabales; Fabaceae. The record is from RefSeq and is a predicted model, not a curated record. The transcript has a single exon. Bases 475 to 2862 code for a protein of 795 amino acids.
GAAUAUCUUGUUUCCUAGUGUUUGGAAAAGAGCCUUAUAUGCUCCUGAUAGGAUUAGGGGAAAGCCUAUUGUAACCAAGGUAUAUCAGAGAAGGCAGAAUAAGUAAGUUUAGGGACUAAAGUAGAAUAAUAAAGUCUCUAAGGACUAGUUGUAUUUUCAGGAAGUCUUAGCUAUAAAUAGCUAAGCUGUUAUGUUAGGAGUUAGUUUUUAAUUAGUUGGGAAUUUGUAACUGAAUACUGGUAUUCAGUUAGACUGUGAGAGAAACUGGUUUCUCUCUCCCUCUGUAUCGUUCUCUUUCUUCCAUUCUAUGCAAUUCAUCUCAGUUUUCAUGGAGUUUCUCUCCCUUGUUCUGUGAUUUUCUUCCUGAUUCAGUAGUAUAGGAAUUACCAGUUCUAACACUGGUAUCAGAGCACCGAUCUUGGUGCCCUGAUUUGCUUCCGCUGAAGAAUUUGGGAAACUCUGAAGCUUGUAGCGAUGGUGGUGACUCGUGCGAAUUCACAGGGAGGAGACGACAAUGUUCCAGAGAAAGAAGAGCUUCGAGUGCGUAUGGAGCUCAAUGAAGCCAGAACGAAGCGUGUGGAGGAUGCGAUUCUGGAAAACGAGACCAGAGCGAAGAGAAUCGAGGAUUCCUUGUACGCUGUGCUUUCGAAAUUGGGAAUCACAACCAUUGACGACACCGUCACACGUGAAAUCAGAUCUGAAUGCGGAGUCGAAUUGAAUUCCGAACGCGACAAAGGAGGUAGCAGGUGGAGGAAGCUAGAGAUUCCGAUAUUCGGGGGAGAAGAUGCAUAUGGCUGGAUUCACAAAUUGGAACGCUAUUUUGAACUCAGAGGAGUCGCUGAUGAUGAACGCAUGCAGGCUACGCUGUUGGCUUUGGAAGGGAAAGCAUUGAGUUGGUUCCAGUGGUGUGAACGUUGCAAUCCAACUCCUACUUGGGAAGGUUUCAAACUCGCUGUGAUUCGAAGGUUUCAACCAGCGAUGGUGCAGAAUCCUUUUGAGUUGUUGCUUUCUUUGAAACAGAGCAGUACAGUGGAGGCUUACGUGGAGGAGUUCGAAAGGUACGUUGGAGCUCUGAAGGAGAUUGAUCAGGAUUUUGCAAAAGGAAUUUUCUUGAACGGUUUGAAAGAAGAAAUCAGAGUGGAGGUAAAGCUUUAUGAUUUGCCAACUUUAACUACUGUAAUCCAGAAAUCCUUGAUGAUAGAACAAAAGAAUCUGGUUUUGCAAAAAUCUAAUCCUGGAAGUAAUGCUAGAGGAAAUAGCUUUUACAGGAAUAAUUCAUUCAAUAAAGUAGUUACAUUUGAUGCCAAAGUUGUAGGGGAUAAGAAGGUGGAAUCUACACCUAGCAGUAGCAUAAGCUCUGCUUUGAGUACUGGACCCUCACUAAGAAGUGGAGAUUAUAGGCAGUUGACAAAUGCAGAGAUAAAGGAAAAAAGAGAGAAGAGGUUAUGUUUUAGAUGUGAUGAACCUUUUAGUAGGGAUCAUAAGUGUAAAAAUAAACAACUAAGAAUGAUUAUCAUGGAGGAGGAGGAUGAAGAAGAGAAUAUAGAGAUGGAAGCAGAGGAAGGGAAGUGUUUGAGUUCCUUGCAACUGUCUUUGCAUUCCAUGGCUGGAUUUACUUCAGCAAAAUCUUGGAAGGUGAAGGGGGUUCUAAAUGGACAGGAAGUAAUCAUCCUAAUUGACUGUGGUGCUUCACACAAUUUUGUUUCUCAGGAGAUAGUGGCACAGCUGAAAUUGCCUAUUACUCCAACAGCCACUUACACUGUGGAAGUGGGGGAUGGAUUCAAGAUCUCUUGUCAAGGGAGAUGUGAUGGUCAGUUGAUUAACAUCCAAGGUGUGUUAGUCCAACAAAAGUACUACUUAUUUGGACUGAAAGGUAUAGAUUUUGUGUUGGGAUUAGAUUGGUUAGCUGGACUGGGGGAGGUAAAGGCUGACUUUGGUAAGCUUCAGCUCACAAUUAAGCAGGGAGCAGAUUGGAAGAUGAUUACUGGGGACCCUGCACUGACCAGAAGCCAAGUCAGUAUGAGGACCUUCAUGAAUCUCCUCAGGAAAGAAGGAGAAGGCUGGUUAUUACACAUAACCAGUGAGGGCAUAGCUGCAACCACUAAUCCCUCUAUUCCCACUGAGUUAGUUGAAGUUCUGGGUGAGUUUGAUGCAGUUUUCCAGGAUAUUCAGGGGCUGCCACCAACCAGGAAGCAUGACCAUGCCAUUCACUUGAAAACUAGAGCUGAUAUUCCUAAUCUCAGACCUUAUAAGAUUCCUCAUUUCCAGAAGUCUGAGGUGGAGAACAUGGUGCAGGAAAUGUUGAAUUCAGGUAUCAUUAGGCCCAGUAUUAGUCCUUUUGCUAGUCCAAUUAUUUUGGUAAAGAAAAAAGAUGGGGGAUGGAGGUUUUGUGUGGACUAUAGAGCUUUAAACAAAGUCACUAUUCCAAACAAAUUCCCUAUUCUAGUUAUUGAGGAAUUGUUAGAUGAAAUUGGAGGGGCAACUGUUUUUUCCAAAUUGGACUUGAAGUCUGGCUACCAUCAAAUAAAAAUGAGAGAUGAGGAUGUUGCAAAAACUGCUUUUAGGACUCAUGAAGGCCAUUAUGAGUUCUUAGUAAUGCCUUUUGGCCUUACUAAUGCUCCUUCAACAUUUCAGGCUUUGAUGAAUGAUGUUUUGAAGCCAUUUCUGAGAAAAUUUGUCCUGGUCUUCUUCGAUGAUAUCUUGGUAUACAGCAAGAGUAUGGAGGCACACACUACUCAUUUGCAGCAGGUCCUAGCAGUUUUAGAUGAGAACUCACUCAGCCAACAAGAAGAAAUGCUCUUUUGGCCAAAGAAGCUUGGAAUACUUGGGCCAUAUAAUUUCUGGGCAAGGGGUUGCAGCUGAUGAAAAGAAAGUGGAAGCAAUGCAAAAUUGGCCAGUUCCAACAGAGAUAAAGGGACUAAGGGGAUUUUUGGGUCUGACUGGUUAUUACAGGAGGUUUGUAAGAGAUUAUGGAAAGUUAGCUAAGCCACUAACUGACUUAACCAAAAAAGAUGCAUUUAUUUGGACUGCAGAAGCUACUGUUUCUUUCCAGGCCUUGAAAAAUGCUAUGAUCAACCUCCCACUACUAGCAGUCCCAGAUUUUGACAAAGUUUUUGUCAUUGAAACUGAUGCUUCCAGCAAGGGAUUGGGGGUAGUGCUUAUGCAAGAGGGAAGACCUUUGGCUUAUUGGAGUAAGGGCCUUUCUUUGAGAUCUCAACAAAAAUCUGUCUAUGAAAGAGAGUUAAUGGUUGUGGUACAGGCUGUGCAAAGGUGGAAGCAUUACCUCAUGGGAAGGCAUUUCAUCAUAAAAACUGAUCAAAGAAGUUUGAAAUUCUUGACCGACCAGAGGCUUUUCAGUGAUGAGCAAUUUAAGUGGGCAGUUAAGCUAAUUGGCUUGGACUUUGAGAUACAAUUUAAGCCAGGGGUUGAGAAUAGAGUUGCUGAUGCUCUCUCUCGGAGGGAUAUGUACUCUGCUAUUUCCCUAGUGCAUUCUGAAGAAGCAGAGGACUGGGCAUAAGAGGCUGAUCAGGAUCCUACUUUGCAGAAAAUCAAACAAGACUUGUUAUUAAACCCUUCUUCUCAUUCAGGGUAUGAGCUGAAGCAAGGGGUUCUGAGGUAUAAGGGUAGGUUGGUGUUAUCCCCUCAAUCCAAUAGGAUUCCUGUGAUUUUGGCAGAGUGUCAUUCAACUGUAGCAGGGGGACAUUCUGGAAUUUUCAGGACUUAUAAGAGGGUGGCCAGUUUCCUCCAUUGGCCAGGCAUGAGGAGUGAUAUCCAGAAGUAUGUUUCUGAAUGUGAAGUGUGUCAAAGAAGUAAAUACCAAGCUCUGUCUCCAGCUGGGUUACUUCAACCACUUCCUAUUCCUGAUCAAGUGUGGCAAGACAUUUCCAUGGACUUUGUUGGGGGAUUGCCACGGGUGCGAGGAAAGGAUACAGUCUUUGUGAUAGUGGAUAGAUUAACAAAAUAUGCACACUUCCUUCCCCUAGGCCAUCCAUAUUAUGCCAUGGAUGUGGCAUUGUUGUUUACUAGAGAAGUAGUAAGGCUGCAUGGAUUCCCUGCCACCAUCAUCUCUGAUAGGGAUCCAAUUUUCCUCAGUAAUUUCUGGAAGGAACUAUUUAGGUUGGCUGGUACCUUGCUCAAAAUGAGCACUUCUUACCAUCCUCAGAUUGAUGGCCAGACUGAGGUAGUCAAUAGGUGCUUAGAGACCUAUUUGAGGUGCUUUGUUGGGCCAAAUCCUAGGAAAUGGUUAGAUGGACCGUCUUGGGCUGAAUAUUGGUACAAUACCAAUUUCCACAUUUCCGCGGGGAUGUCACCAUUCCGAGCUUUAUAUGGAAGGGAUCCUCCUAAUUUGGUGAGAGGUUGUGUGGAACCAACUAAGCUUGAAGAUUUGUCUCAGCUAGUUCAGCAGCGGGAUGAAUUGCUUCUUCAGCUCCAACAGAAUUUGCUCAAGGCUCAAUCAUCUAUGAAGCAUCAAGCUGAUAAGCAUCGAAGGGAUGUGGAGUAUGAUGUGGGGGAUUGGGUUUAUCUCAAACUUCAUCCCUAUAAGAUGAAGUCUUUGGCUGUUCGACCUUGUGCCAAGCUGUCAGCUAGGUUUUAUGGUCCCUAUCAGAUUUUAGCUAAGGUGGGAGAAGUGGCCUAUAAAUUAGAUUUGCCUUCUACUGCACAGAUUUACCCUGUUUUCCAUGUUUCCUUGUUGAAGAAGGCAGUGUCACAGGGUCAUACUCCUCAACCUUUACCUCCCAUGUUAAAGGAAGAUUAUCAGUUGGAGGUGGUACCUGCUGAUUUGCUCAACUGGAGAUAGAACUCUUCAGGCCAACUGGAGGUGUUAAUUGCUUGGAAGGAUUUACCUGACUGUGAGAACUCCUGGGAGUUGGCAGCCACUGUUUUGUCCAAAUUUCCUGAUUUUCCCCUUGAGGACAAGGUCAUACUUUUAGGGGGGGUAUUGAUAGGAUUAGGGGAAAGCCUAUUGUAACCAAGGUAUAUCAGAGAAGGCAGAAUAAGUAAGUUUAGGGACUAAAGUAGAAUAAUAAAGUCUCUAAGGACUAGUUGUAUUUUCAGGAAGUCUUAGCUAUAAAUAGCUAAGCUGUUAUGUUAGGAGUUAGUUUUUGGUUAGUUGGGAAUUUGUAACUGAAUACUGGUAUUCAGUUAGACUGUGAGAGAAACUGGUUUCUCUCUCCCUUUGUAUCGUUCUCUUUCUUCCAUUCUAUGCAAUUCAUCUCAGUUUUCAUGGA